Molecule: messenger RNA, 2374 nt
Organism: Passer montanus (Eurasian tree sparrow)
Lineage: Eukaryota; Metazoa; Chordata; Aves; Passeriformes; Passeridae
Exons: 12
Biological process (GO): regulation of transcription by RNA polymerase II; type I interferon-mediated signaling pathway; regulation of cell population proliferation
Molecular function (GO): DNA-binding transcription factor activity, RNA polymerase II-specific; RNA polymerase II cis-regulatory region sequence-specific DNA binding
Source: RefSeq, a predicted model, not a curated record
CCCCCCGUUCCCAGCGCCUUCGUGGUGGAGCAGCAGCCCAGCACGCCCAACGCCGGCAAGCGGCCGCUGGUGCUGCGCACGGCCGGCAAGUUCUCGACGCGCGCGCGGCUGCUGGUGCGGCUGCACGACCGCAACCACGGCAUGGAGGCCCGGAUCCACAUCGACAGGUGGGACACGCGCCGCGGCGAGGGUCCCCUGGUGGUGACGGAGGAGCUGCACCUCAUCACCUUCACGCUGGCUUACGCCUACUGCGGGCUGGAGCUGGAGCUCGAGGCCACCACGCUGCCCUUUGUCAUCAUCUCCAACAACAACCAGUUCUCCAGCGCCUGGGCCUCCAUCCUGUGGUUCAACAUGCUCAGCUCGGACCCCAAGGCCCAGCAGUUCUUCUCGUCCCCGCCGCCAGCCCCGUGGCCCCGGCUGGCCGAGGUGCUGAGCUGGCAGUUCCAGAGCGUGGCCGAGCGCGGCCUCAGCCGGGACAACCUCCUGAUGCUGGCCAAGAAACUGCUGGGCUCGAAGCCGUCCCCGGACAGCGCCGUGGCCUGGCCCAAGUUCUCAAAGGACGGCCCUGCCGGUUUCUCCUUCUGGGCCUGGCUGGACGGGAUCCUGGGGCUGAUCCAGGAGCACCUCAAGCAGCUCUGGAAGAACGGACUCAUCCUGGGCUUCGUGAGCCACAAGCAGGCCGAGAAGCUGCUCAAGUCCAGGAGGACGGGGACGUUCCUGCUGCGCUUCAGCGAGAGCGUCCUCGGGGGUGUCACCUUCACGUGGGUGGAGCACCACGAGACAGGGUCCCCCACUUUCCACGCCGUGGAACCCUACACAGCCUCGGAGCUGGUGUCCCUGGCCCUGCCCGACAUCAUCCGGGACUACCACAUGAGCCUGGAGGAGAAGAACCCAGAAAACCCCCUCAAGUUCCUGUACCCCAGCACCCCCCGGGACGAGGCUUUCGGGCCCUUCUACAGCCAGAGGCUGGAGGGGAGCCUGAGCGAGUCCCAGAAGUACCUGAACCGGCGCCUCAUCCGCGUGUCCUCCAGGCCCCCCAGCAAGCAGCAGACAGAGGAGGAGCUGGCGGUGGCCACGGAGAACCUGGAGACGCUGCGGCUGCAGCCCCGGGGGCAGGGGACACCGGGGGGCCUGGGGACACCUCAGGGCUUGGGGACACCGCGGGGCUUGGGGACACCGGGGGGCCUGGGGACACCUCAGAGGGUGGCCACGAGCCCAGGGACACCGCAGGUCACCCCUGGGAGCUUGGGGACACCACAGGUGAUAGCCACAAACCAAGGGACACUACAGGUGGUGGCCAUGAGCCCAGGGACACUUCAGGUCACUUCUGGGAGCUUGGGGACACUUCAGGGGGUGGCCACGAGCCCAGGGACACCUCAGAGGGUGGCCACGAGCCCAGGGACACCGCAGGUCACCCCUGGGAGCUUGGGGACACCACAGGUGAUAGCCACAAACCAAGGGACACUACAGGUGGUGGCCAUGAGCCCAGGGACACUGCAGGUCACUUCUGGGAGCUUGGGGACACUUCAGGGGGUGGCCACGAGCCCAGGGACACCACAGGUGGUGGCCACAAACCCGGGGAUACCGCAGGUCACCCCUGGGACCCUGGGGACACCACAGGUGGUGGCCACAAGCCCAGGGACCCUGCAGGUCACGGGCUUGGGGACACUGCACCCACAAAGCCUGGAGCCACCACAGGUGCCAUCAGCGGUCCCCAGCAUGCAGGGGACACUGCAGGUGACACCAGGGGCUGUGGGGCCCGUGCAGGUGCUGCCCGGGGGGCUGCAGGUGCUGCAGGUGUGCCCAGAGGACUUGGGGACACUGCAGGGGACAGUGGGGACGCUGCAGCUGGGCGCUGCGGAGCCACCACGGGUCCCCGAGGAGCAGGGGACGCUGCCAGCCGAGCUGAGGGACCUGGAGCUGCUGCCGGGGGGACAGGACAUGCAGGAGCUGCUGCAGGGGAGCCAGGACGUGCAGGAGCUGCUGCUGCAGUCGCUGGAGGGGCUGGAGGCGGCCCCGGGGACCCCGGGGACACUGGGGACACUGGGGACACUGGGAGUGGCCGAGCUGAUGCCCGACGUGGUGGCGACCUUGGAGGAGAGCUUGCAGCUGAGCCCCGGCAGCGCUGCUCUCCUGGACCAGCACGAUCCGUUCCUGCCGCAGCCCGAGGACGCGGCCGUGCCCUCGGUGCCCUCGCUCUUCACCGACUUCCCCCCGCUGCACAUCGACGCCAGCGACUUCCAGUGACCCCUGCCCGGCACCUCCGUCCCUGGGACCCCUCCCCAGCCCCUCCCGGGGACCCCUGCCCGGCACCUCCGUCCCUGGGACCCCUCCCCAGCCCCUCCCGGGGACCCCUGCCCGGUCCCUCCGUCCC